This is a messenger RNA of Cyclocybe aegerita, 3321 nucleotides long. NCBI's taxonomy places the organism in Eukaryota, Fungi, Basidiomycota, Agaricomycetes, Agaricales, Hemipholiotaceae. The record is from the annotation of a GenBank genome assembly.
UGUCCUCAGACGGACGGUAUCCCAUGUAUCACCAUUCCUCGAGUUUGAACGCCAGCUAUGACCAGUAUCCUUCGUAUGCAACUGGCCCCCCUCCACCAGCGCCUACUCACCAUCCAUCGCACCUACCACCCCCGCAUUCGUCUUCGCAUGGACCUCCGCCACACCUUUCGUCGUCCUCAUCCUAUGAGCCUCAUCAGUCAAUGCUCCAUGCUCCUACACUUCGACAGCGGUCUUCAACAUCCUCGACACAUUCACAAUCACAUUCGCCGCACUAUCCUCCGCCCCCAUCAUCCUCUUCAGGAGGGUAUGGUCACCCGUCUUCCAGCUACGUUGGCCCCUCAGCGCCUCCUCCACCUCCUUCGUCAUCUUCUUCAUCCUCUACACCUUCAGGGUACUCCCUGCACCCGUCACAUCAGCCUCAGUGGUCGCCACCUCCACCUCCUCAACCCGCCCCACUUCCAUCCUCGUCAGCCAGCAGUUGGGGGCACUACUCUUCACAUUCACAUCACCCCACUCACACGCCAAGCAGCAGUAGCAGUUCUCUGCAAACUGCCCAUCAGUCUUCUUCAUAUGGGCCACCGCCUCCGUCUUCUUCCUCUUCGUCGCUCUCUGCCCAUGAGCAUCCCCCUCCGCCUUCUUCUCGUAUGAUCAAUGGCCCGCCACCACCAAGCUCAGCAAGUUCGAUCAAUGUUGGACCGGGUGUAUCUGGCCAUGGGCAAAGCCAUAGGGUUUCAGUUUCGUCCUCGUCUGGAGGCUACGGACUAUCUUCUGUGUCAAGCUCGAAUUCGAGGAGGAUCAUGCACCAACCCCCAUCGUCGUCGUCGCUAGCGGAUGAACGGCGAUUUAGCGGUCAUCAGCAGCAGCAACACCCCAGCCACCCCAGCCAUCCCAGUCAGCAGCAGCAGCACCAACAGCAGCAGCAGCAGAUGACACCACUGGCACCACCGCCAGCUCCUCUGCCGACGACGGCCACUCCAAUGCAGUUACAGCACCAUCCUCAACCGCAAACGCACGGUUAUUCGUCGUACAGCUCCCAGAGCCAGAGUCGAUACCAGAGCCAGCAGCAGUACCAUCAGCCUCCGCCGUCAUCUUCCUCGUCUUCAUCUGCACCACCGCCACCUCCGCAAUCUUCUGCGUCAAGUGCGCCGUCAAGCCAUUAUCAGCACCAGUCCAUACCUUCUGCGACGCCCACACCGCAGCCGCCUCAGUACCAACCUCUACCGCCUACUCAAUCAUCUUCGUCUUCCUCCUCGUCGGUGCAAGUGCAGAGUGGCCCUGGGUCGGGUGCGGUACCGAUACAUGUUUCUCAGCACAACACGGAGCGUGACUGGCCUCCGGUCCAGUAUUUGCAGCGAAUCCCUCCGAAUCCUCAACACCAGCAGCAACAGCAACAGCAGGCUCAGCACCAGUCGCAGAUACAGCAACAGCAGCACCAGCACCAGCAACAACAGCAUCACCAGCAGCAACAGAUGAUACAGCAGCAGCAACGGACGGGUCAGCCCUCAUCUUCCUCGCUUUCCCAGCAUCAGCACCCACCUUCGUCCUCUUCUCUACCAAGCAGCAGUUCUGGAAAUAGGAAGAAGAGAGGCAGGGACUCAUACACACCUGUUUCGUCGCUGUACCAAGCUUCUCAACCGCCGCCUCCUCCUGCGUCGUCGUCAUCUUCGAACACUGGAGGUGGUCCAGCAACAGGAGGAAGCAUCCAUCAACAACAAACCCCCGGCCCGCCUCCUCCGGCUACCAGUCUAGCCCAUAUAGUCCGUUCCACGCCUGGCCCGCCGCCGUACCAGUCCCCCCAGCAGUCGACAACGUCCACGUCGAGUUCUUCGUUGUACCAACCAUCCAGCUCGAAUGCACCGCCCCCUUCGUCGUCUGGUGGAUAUUCGACGACCAGCUCGAGUUACCCGCCUCCUCAACAAUCGCAUUAUGCUCCUCAGCCUCCGCCUCAACCUCAAGCACAACAACCGCCCCCGACCUCUGCGACGACGACACUUCAGCAUCAUCAGCCGGCGCACCACCCUCACCAGCAGCCGCCGCCUAGUUCGUCCUCGAGCUUGAGCAUGAGUGGAGUUGGCGGCCCGGUUCCAAGUGCCGGUCAUCCAGGUCAUCCAGGUCAUCCAGGUCAGAGUGGGAGUGGGAGUGGUGGGGUGCCUUCAGGGUAUCAUCAGUCGACUUCGUCUGCUUUAUCGUCGAGUACGGGAUCGGGCCAGCUCCAGAGCGAUUCUGGGCGUGGUGGUGGUGGGAGCAUGCAGCAUGGUGUUGUUUCUGGCGGAGGGGCGGCAUCGGGGCCGGGUGUGGGUGCGAUUGGAAGCUCUGUAGGAGGAGCAAGUGGUGGUGGUUCUUCUGGCGGGGGCGGUGGUGGAGCAGCUAUUGGUUUGGAUUUCAUCAAGGUCGCACAGACGUUUAGAGAAAUUCUCGACCACACCGACUCUGUGGCUAACGGCAGCUCGAACCACCUAAAUGGACGACCCGCUUCUUCGGCCUCGUCAGCAGCAGGUCACGGCGUCAAUGGGCAUUCCAACGGUACCCCGUCGUUCUCCGUCGAGGCCAUGGGCAGGCUGCUCAUGAAUGCAUCAUACGGGAGCCAGAUGCUCGAGGUGGCGCUGAAGCACGUCCAGAUCGGCCCAAGUCCAGCACCUCCGCCACCUACCAGCGGGUACAGUUCAGCUGCACCGGGGCAGACCACGAGCACGAGCGCGAGCUCGCUGGCUGGUGCUGUACCGCCGCCCCAGCCACCCUCGACUGCAGGAUCAUCGACAUCCUCUUCAGCCCAAGGGCAUUCGCAUUAUCCACCACAUGUGGCGAAUCAGUCAUCGACAACGACGUCUCCGAAGGUCAACAAGUCGACGGAGGAUUCGAGGGUGAUGAAGGUGGAUAGUGGGAAGGAAGCUGUGGUGAACGGGUCUAAGGCUAGUGGAGGCACGAACGCGUCUGGUGGGGGCACAGCGGCUGGUGGGGAUCGGAAGCGUCAGGAAACUGGCGAAGAGGGUCAGCAGGAAGGAGCACAGACGUGUCUCGGAUGCAACGCUACUUCGACACCCGAAUGGCGUCGUGGGCCCAUGGGCCCGAGGACGCUGUGUAAUGCCUGCGGACUGGUCUACGCCAAACUCGUCAAAAAACGCUUUAACAACAAACCCUCUAAUCCCAAAAAGCCUGUCGGCGGCGCCGCUGGCAAAAUUGCUGGGGGUACGACGACCUCGCUGGGCGGAGGCGUUGGGGGCCAAAUGCACAUGAUCGCUCCAGAAGACUCUCAGGACGAGGGUAGCGAAGACGAAGAGGAUUACCGGUCGCAAGAUCGGAGGAGCGACCUACAUGACUGAU